UUUUGGAAUUUUUUGUGCUUGAAUUUUAUAUUCAAAACGAGGCAAUUGCAACUAAAGGAAAUGAAGCAAUUUUUAUUUUUGACCUUAUUUUCGUUUUUGCUGUUUGAUGGGAUCUACAUCAAAGGGGCUAUGGGACAAACAAUAACUUACGUACAGCUUCUCUCGAAAUACCAACAAAAAACUAGUGAUCAUUCAUUUGAAACAAACUUCAAACCGUUGUUCUCAUUCUGUGAAUGGAAUGUUUCCUCUGAAUAUAUUCAUGUUUUAAAUUCGAUCUCUAACAUUCAAAAUCUCAUGGACAAUAGCAACCUGAAUGAUUUAUGUACUUCUAUAAGAUCGUCUCUUCAAAGCUAUGCAACUUAUUUACAACCGGUUGAAGAUGAAAUCCAAGAACUUUACAACAAUUGGGAAAACCACGAUCUUACUGUUGCGGAAGAGGGGCGUGUUAUUUUUCGUUUUCCUCAAAUAAAAAGAGUUCAUGCAAUAUAUAAUAAAACAUUUAAAACUGCCAUGGAUCAGCUGAGUAAAAGAGUUUCAAGUUCCGUAAUAGAGUCGGACAAUGGUCAAGCCGCAAUUUUGAAAGAUCUUGAAACUGCAAAUAAAGUUUUGUUGAAAUUCUGUAAUCGCAGGAAGGACUGGGCCAAAUUAUUAUUGGGCUUCGACAUUGAAAUAAUUGCAUAAAUUUUAAUGAAACAAUUAUGAAAUUGAAAAUUGUUCAAUUUAAAAACACAUAGUUUCGUUGAUAAGCAGUGAAAAGUUUAUAUGAAAUAAAUAGUCCAAUUCAGUCUAUUCUAUAUUCAAAUGAAAAAUGAUAAAAAAUUGUACUUCUAUAGAUGCAAUAAAAAGUUUAACUUUUUUAUUAUCAUA
Messenger RNA from Contarinia nasturtii (swede midge), 867 nucleotides. RefSeq lists its product as uncharacterized. The transcript is spliced from 3 exons. The record is from RefSeq and is a predicted model, not a curated record. Bases 61 to 681 code for a protein of 206 amino acids. NCBI's taxonomy places the organism in Eukaryota, Metazoa, Arthropoda, Insecta, Diptera, Cecidomyiidae.